This is a messenger RNA of Chenopodium quinoa (quinoa), 2662 nucleotides long. RefSeq names its product transcription factor MYB117-like. Gene Ontology annotation, biological process: regulation of DNA-templated transcription. Lineage: Eukaryota; Viridiplantae; Streptophyta; Magnoliopsida; Caryophyllales; Amaranthaceae. Gene Ontology annotation, cellular component: nucleus. The record is from RefSeq and is a predicted model, not a curated record. Gene Ontology annotation, molecular function: RNA polymerase II cis-regulatory region sequence-specific DNA binding; DNA-binding transcription factor activity, RNA polymerase II-specific. The transcript has 3 exons. Bases 489 to 1715 code for a protein of 408 amino acids.
AAUAGAGAGAUAUCAAUAUAGAGAUAGAGAUAGAGAGAGAAAGGCUUUGUUGUAGGUUUCUGUUACAAACAUUUCCCAUUUUUCAAUUCUUCUCACAUAUUCAUAUAACUUCUCUUAAAUUAAAUUAAAUUAAAUCAAAUCCCCCCUUUAAUUUAUUUUUCCUACCCCCUUAUAUUUCUCUUUGCCCAAAACUUGUCACCAAUCAUUCCUUUCAUUUCUUUCUGAAUCCUGAUUUUCAAAUCUCUUUCUCUCUCUAGAAAAUUUUGCAACAAAUUCAAGAAAUUUUUACAAUUUCUUUGUUAACAGUUUUUUUUUUUCCGACAAAAUUUGUUUGUCAGAAAAACAAAUGUAGGCAUGGCCAACAAGUGUAGUAGUUGUUGUUACUAUUAACCAAAACCACACUCCAAUUCCUUCAUCAACAACUAUUAGAAUCCCCUUAAAAAAAAAAAAUACUUCCUCCGUUACAGAUUAGUUUACUCAGUUCGUAAAUGGGUAUGAGCGCAUUCCCAGAUUUAACCUCGCUCUCGCUUAGGAAACCCAGCUCGUUCGGGGCAAUGCCGGCUGCUUCGGAACAGCCGACCGCCUCGAAGAGCAGGGGUUUCCCCUUUCUGGGUAGUUUUAUGAUCCCAAGAUCAGACCACACUCAAAUUAAUGAAGAGCAAGAAGUAAUUGAGGGUAAAGUGUGUGAUUUUGGAGAUGGGUUUGUUGAAAAACAUGGGAUUUCUAGCAUGGAUCUCAAUGCAAAUUUUAAUAAUAAAGAUGAAAACUUUUAUGAAAAUAAUAACUUUAAUAAUGAAAUUAAUAGUAUUAAUAAAGUGGGUUGUUCUAAAGAAAGUAGUAAGGUUUGUGCAAGAGGACAUUGGAGACCUGCUGAAGAUAGUAAGCUCAAGGAACUUGUUGCUAUUUAUGGCCCUCAAAAUUGGAACCUCAUUGCUGAAAAAUUAGAAGGAAGAUCAGGUAAAAGUUGCAGGUUAAGGUGGUUCAACCAAUUAGACCCAAGAAUAAACAGAAGGGCAUUUACAGAAGAAGAAGAAGAGAGACUAAUGCAAGCACAUAGAGUGUACGGUAACAAAUGGGCAAUGAUAGCAAGACUUUUUCCAGGAAGAACUGAUAAUGCUGUUAAAAAUCAUUGGCACGUUAUUAUGGCUCGAAAGUAUAGGGAACAAUCUAGUGCUUAUCGUCGGAGAAGAAAUCUUAUUGUUCAUCCACAACAACAACCACUACCGUCUUCGUCGUCGAGUUUUCCUAACAGUUAUCAUCUUAAUCACAUGAGGUCGUCUUCGUCGUCGUCGUCUAUGGAGGAAGAUGAACAAAUUCCUAGUGCUUACAAUGGUGGAGUUAAUAAUUUGAUCAACAAUAAUCAAUCUUCUUCUUUUCCAAGUAAUGGUAAUGGGUUUUGUGGGCAGCAGUCUCCUUUCGAUUAUUUCUCAGGUCCAAAUAAUAAUAACCAAAACAUGGUGAGCAUGUUCAGUCAAAGCAGCUGUUUGGAUAGGCCAAUACAAAUGCAAUUACAACAACAGCAGUCUUACUAUUGUUACUACUACAACAACAACAAUAAUAUCAAUAAUAAUUCUCCUCUAAUUUCACUUCCCCAAACAGACCCUUAUUCUCUCUCCUCACAAUCUUCAAUUGGAGCAGCUGGAGGCAGAUCAGAUGAUAAUCCUACUUCUUCUUCACCACCUUUCAUAGAUUUCCUUGGUGUUGGUGCUACUUAAUGAAAUUAAUUAUUAGAAGAUUUUAAUUUUAUUUCAUUUUUUUAAUCUUAACUUUUAAUUUAAUUAUUAUUGUCCCUAAGAAAAUGGAAGUAAAAAUUGUAGAAAUUAGAUAGUGUUAAUUAAGAGAUUGGAUAUGAUAUGAUCGUCUUUAAGUCUAUCUAUUCAAAAGCUUCUGAUAAAAUUGGAACGAUGCAGAAAAAAUAUGAUGGAUCGAUUAUGUGGUAUGGUGUUUUUUUUAGAUUAACUUAGAAAUUACUAUUAAUGGUAAAAAAAAAAGUAGGAGGUGUUUUCCUUGUAUCAGUUAAAAAAUAUGACAGUUUAAUCAUAUCAUAUCAUAAAUCAUCAUGACAUUAUUUAUAAGUUUAAUUUUUAUUAUAUGGGUGAGGCCACUUGUGCUAGCUUGAAGAUUUGAAGUUAAGUUGGAAAAUGAAAACCAUCGUUGUCGAUGUUUUCUUGCAAUACGUUAUGGAUGGAUAGAAGGUCUUAAAUUUGCAGGAGAACCAACGGUCCAAAUAUGGUUUUCUGUUAAGUUAUAAUCAUCAUCUUGUGUUGGAAAAGUAACAACUGAUCUCAGAUGUGAUAGCUUUAUUUACUAGGAUUAUGUGUUUAUUUUUAUUAUAAAGUUUUUUUUUUUUUUUUUUUUUUUUUUUUUUUUUUUUUUUUUUUUUUGGAUCACGCUCAUAAGGGUCACAUAUAUUUAAUAUCAAGGGACAUCUCUCUUGAAAGUCAUAUAAAGAAAUAUUAACCCCGUAAAUAACAUGAUGCAAUGUAAUUUAGGGCGGUUUUCUUCCACUUAAUUUAAAUUAAGUUUAAUUUCUAAUUUCCUUUUCUCAUAAACUAUUCAGUUCAAUUCAAUAAAUCAGAACAUACCCUUAAUUGUGAGGAAUAGACCAAGGUCUUGUUCACAUUUACUGAACUAAACUAAUUAUUGGAGCUGAACUGAACUG